Molecule: messenger RNA, 633 nt
Organism: Sarcophilus harrisii (Tasmanian devil)
Lineage: Eukaryota; Metazoa; Chordata; Mammalia; Dasyuromorphia; Dasyuridae
Product: keratin-associated protein 5-1-like
Exons: 3
Source: RefSeq, a predicted model, not a curated record
AUGGUUAGCUCUUGUUGUGGCUCCACCUGCUGUGGCCAAAGCUGUGGCUCUGGCUGUUGUGGCUCUAGCUAUUGCCAGCCUUGCUGCCGCCCCUGCUGCUGCAUUUCUAACUGCUGCCAGCCCUGCUGCUGCCGCCCCAGCUGCUGUACUAACUGCUGCCAUCCCUGUUGUUGCCAGCCCUGCUGCUGCCGCCCCUGAUGCUGUAUUUCUAGCUGCUGCCAACCCUGCUGCUGCCCCUGCUGCUGCCGUCCCUUGGGGAUGAAACUCACUUCCCUGCAAACCAACCCAGAACCUCAAUCUACCAACACCAUGGUCAGCUCCUGUUGUGGCUCCACCUGCAGGGGCCAAGGCUGUGGCUCUGGCUGUUGUGGCUCCUGUUGCUGCUGUCAGCCUUGCUGCAAUCCCUGUUGCUGCAUUUCUAGUUGCUGUCAGCCCUGCUGCUGCUGCCCCAGCUGCUGUACUUCUAGCUGCUGCCGCCCUUGCUGCUACAUUUCUAGCUGCUGCCAGCCCUGCUGCUGCUGCCCCAGUUGCUGUCAGCCAUGUUGCCUCCUUUGCUGCUGCCAUCCCUGCUGCUACACAGCUUGCUGUAGAACCAACUGCUGCUGCCCAGUCUGCUAUGGCUCUUGCUGCUGA